GACGCCGUUCUCCAGGCCCGCCGCCGCCGCCGGCUCGUCGGCGGAGCGGUGGUGCGGCCCCGGCGGCCCCAUGCCGGGGUGGCCGCUCAUGGCGAGGCCCCGGCCGUUGGAGGCCCCGUUGGCCGUCAGAGGCUGCGGCUGCUGCUGCUGCAACAUCUCGGUCGAGCGACGCGCAGUGGCGGCGACGACGACUGGCUGCCGCUGCCCGACUGAGGAGACUUGCCGAGACCGAUCGAGAGCACACCACCGCCGCCGCCUCCUCCUCCUCCUUCCACCAGCAGGUGGCGAAAGGCAGCGCCGCCGCCGGGAGCCAGGAGGGUUGCGGCCGGCCGGAGGUCCCCAAGUGAUGGACGCGAGCAGCAGCGAGACCCGCAACGAUCAUCCCGCUGCAAAUCAACAGGAAGUGAAGCAAAACCGCAACGCCGUCAGAAGAAGCUGGCGCGCCUGUUUCAACACGACUCGAGGAGCUCAUCUCCUCCCAAACGCUGAGGCCGACAACCGGGUUGCGGGGGUGUUUGUAGCUUCUGCUUUUUUUUUUUGGGUGCGUGUGACUGCUUGAACAGCAAACAGGAAGACGCGAGAGAAGAACAGCAAGAGACUCCGGCGGCAGCAACCUGCUGGUCUUGGUGUUGUAGAAGAAGGCCACGCGAAGAUAAAAGUAAUUUUGUCAGUUUUACCCUGGAAAACCCCAUUUACAGACAUCGUGCAACCGCGUUUGUUUCAACCCAGCCAUUAAACAAAGACUCGUCCACGUCAAGAAAAGUGAAGCGUGGUGUGGCGGGGCGAGCCCCACCCGCCUCACCUCCCCGGCCCCGCCCCCUGUUCGGGUGUCGACCGCGGCCAUGGCGUGCGCCGAGGUCAACGCGGCGGACCAAAAAGAGGCCGAGCCGGCCGACCGCCAGCCGGAGGAUGUCGCCUGUCGCUUGUUACGCAUCCAUCUGGAUCAGGUGGACCAACAGGGCGGCCUCCUGACGGCGGAGUUCCCGGAGUCGCUGUACGAGCUGCUGUGCGCCCUGCAGGAGGGUCGGCGCCUCAACGACCAGCGUUGCUCCUUCACCUUGGACGGCGGCGGCGGCCUGAGGAGGAGGUGCCACUCUGAGCCCAACGCCGCUAGCCCCAAGCACAGAGCCGUCUUCUCGUCGCUGACGUCGCUGCAGCGCGAGGAGUUUUUCGAGCUGGUGGCCACGGCGCAGGCUCGCCGCCUGGACGAGCAGCGGGCGCUGCUGUUGCAAAGGCCACCGCCGGCCGCGGCGGGCAAGCGCAAAGGCCCCGGCUUCCGAGGGAGCCUCAGGCAGCUGUCGUUGGUGCGGAGACCCCCAAAGACACCUGCCAAGGAGGAGCUCUACCACAUGAUCCUCACCACGCAGGCACAAGGUCGUCUGGAGGAUCAGCGCAGCCGGGCCCCUGGCCCCAUGGACGACGAGGACUUCUUCUCGCUGCUGCUUCGGGUCCAGGGGGGCCGCAUGGACGAGCAGAGGACUCAACUUCCUCAACUGCUGCAAACAUGACCAGCACCGGGACAAAUUUCAAACAAAAAACAAAGAGCUUGGAUGCGAAUGAACGUUUUGCAAGUUGCACGCGCACAUCGAUAAAUGUCUGCCUAACAUGCCAUUAAAAGGAAAAGAAAAGCACAUCCCAGCCUGGCUUUUAUUUGACCUAAAAAAAAUACUCAAAUGAAGCAAUCAAUAUCCUAUUAAAACGUACAGUUUGUGAUCUUAAAAUACAAGUGAGAUGUAGACAUGUGCCGGUUACCGGUUUCACGGUUUACCGUGGUGUGAAAACGUCGCGGUUUCAAAACCACUACAAUUUUCCGUCAUACCUUAGUACGGUAUUCGCUAUUUUUCAUGUGCCAAAAUGCAGCCGAAGUGGCUUGGUGCGGCACCGCUCACCCCUUCCCAUUUGUUGCCGUGAGUGUCACUAAACAGCCAGCAAACCCAAAAACAAAUUCUCCAAACACAAGGCGUACUUUUCUUCAAUUUAUUGAGCUCUCAAAUCGUGGUGAAAUAUACAAAUAAAUACAUUUAAAACGCUGUACAAUUGUAUUUUUCCACGUGUGAUUAGGUUCAACAGGAUAGCAGUAGCUCCAUUAAAAAGUUCGCCAAAAACAAAACACACAUUUUCCUUUCAAAUUCAAUAUACAAACUAACUAAAACUUACAAAGACAAAUGUUAGCCAAGGCUAAACUGGGAGAGCAGCUUCUUUUAUGUCUCACAGCCGCUGAGUGAGAGAAAAGCUUGAAUGCAGGGGGGAAAGAAAAAGAAUCGCGUCAAAAAUCGCUAAUUGAGAGAGGAGGUCUCACUCCUCACUUUUUUUUUUUUUUUUUUUUUUUAGAUGAAACCUUUCCUCAACAAUAUUUACAUUUUAACUAAUUUAUAAAACUAACUUAUACAUUUUUAACUAACUUAUUAACUUAUGAAUUCUUUGUUUUUAACACAAAGGCAUGGCAUCGUGUAGACGAGAGUUGACACAGUGGCUGAAAAUGGCGAAACUUCACUUGAGCUUCCCCCCUCAAAAAAAGUCAUACAGUAUAUAUUUUUAAUUUUAUUUAGAAGUGUUUUUACUUUUUAUAGCAAUUAUUUUGUUCUUACUCUAAUAUUGAGCAACUUGAGCUGUGGCUGUGGGUAUAGUCUAGGUUCUAUUUAUUUUAAUUUUAUAUAAUAUUUGUUAUUUUUUGUUAAUUUAUUUAUUUUCACAUUAUAUUCAUGUUCCAAUUUGCAAAUAUGUUUUGAAAAAAUCCUGUUCAAUGGAUUUUUUUUUUUUUAAACCCAUACAUCUCAAAAUUUUGGAGCUAUAAUUGCAAUACCGUGAUACCGUGAAACCGCGGUAUUUUUGCUCACGGUUAUCGUACUGUGAAAAUCUCAUACCGGCACAUGCCUAGUGAGAUGUAGUGGUGAUUUUUUGAAAUUCAUAUUUUGAAGACAAGAAUCGUAUUGGACCCAGGGGCGGAUUAUAGGGGGGGUGCCGCAGGUGAGGCCGCCCCUGGGUUUGCGGGCGCAAAGGGGUGAGUUUGGCGAGGGGAGUGUCUAAAACACAGCUAAGAUGAUGUGCGGUGCUAUAAAUAUACAGGUAGUCCCCGAGUUUUAACAAGUUCCGUUCCCACGCUGGCGAUGUAACCCAAAUUAAUCCGCAUAAAUUGGAAUUAACCCUUUAAAAAAAUUAAAAUGACUACCCAAAAAGUCCUAAGCCUAACCCUAAACCCAACCCUAACCUAACCCUUAACCCUUUAAUGGUGGAGGAUACACUCCCUACCAGACUACCUAGACUUCCAGUCUACAUGUGCUUUGUGGAUCUGUAGAAGGCGUUUGACUGUGUGCCUCGGGGAGUGCUCCGGGAGUAUGGGGUACCGAGCCCCUUGGUAAGGGCUGUUCGGUCCCUAUACGACCGGUGUCAGAGUUUGUCCACGUUCCCUGCAGUAAGUCAAAUUCGUUCCCAGUGAGGGUUGGACUCCUCCAAGGCUGCCCUUUGUCACAGAUUCUG
Messenger RNA from Corythoichthys intestinalis (scribbled pipefish), 3477 nucleotides. RefSeq names its product G-protein-signaling modulator 1. The transcript has 7 exons. Gene Ontology annotation, molecular function: protein binding; GTPase regulator activity. NCBI's taxonomy places the organism in Eukaryota, Metazoa, Chordata, Actinopteri, Syngnathiformes, Syngnathidae. Gene Ontology annotation, biological process: regulation of inflammatory response. Bases 843 to 1508 code for a protein of 221 amino acids. The record is from RefSeq and is a predicted model, not a curated record.